This is a messenger RNA of Arabidopsis arenosa, 414 nucleotides long. The record is from the annotation of a GenBank genome assembly. Lineage: Eukaryota; Viridiplantae; Streptophyta; Magnoliopsida; Brassicales; Brassicaceae.
CAAAACCGAAACGAAGGAGAAAAUGGGUUUGAAGUCAGCAAAUAUUGUUGCACUUGUGUUACCUCUACUUCUUAUACUUUUCACUCUUUCCUCUCAAGUCGAAGUCGUGGAAUCUACAGGGCGUAAACUUGCAUUUUGGGGAAAUCCUAUCGUGUGGACUCCACACUCAAAUUCAUGUGGAGGUUCUCCAGCAUCAGUAUUUUCUUCUUCCAAGUGGACGACAGGCCAACCAUGCAGACGUAGUCGUCCUCCAGGAACUAAUAUCCCUGUUUCUGAUCAAUCUCCAUAAUACUUUGAGUUUGAGUUACUCUGUGUUAGAAUUUUAAAGUGUAUGUUGUUUUUUGUUUUAGUUUUGUGUCUCAAGUGUAGAGGAAUGUUAUCAUCACCUACUAUGAAUAAAUGAAGGAACUAAUA